GCACUGUCAAUUGAAACCGCGAUAGUCAGCGGCGGUGCGUGUGUGUUACAGCUGGUGACGCGAGAUCGGCGUACACAACGUCGGCGCGACGCGACGUUCACGUACCGCGAACGCGUGCAGCCGCGCGGCGACUCGAUCGUGUGCCGAUUUUUCGCGAGGGUUCCGCGGUCCCAAGAACCGACUCCUGUUGGAGGACCAUUCGCUAAGACAGGACCGAGGUCCUGGUUCCACGUGGACCUGGUAGCGCGCCCAUGUCAUCACCUUGCGACACGUCGAUGUGACUUCGUUGGAAUGCGAUCAAUCCGGUCGAGGACCUCUCCGAUCCGUCAGAUCGUCAUGCCAUCAUGAAUGCCACGGGCAGCAACAGUGGCGUUAACGGCAACGACAGCAACAACACGGUCCCGAGCAAGACGAGCCUGCACGGCAACGCCGGCCGUCUCCAGAGCGUGAUCGGCAAGCAGAGUGGCUGCGUGCGCAAGAUGAGCACGAUGCCGGAGGAGGAGGAUGUGUCGGACGACAUGGAUCCUGACUCGGCCAGAACAGGACACCAGCACUAUCAGCAGCAACAUCAUCAUCACGCGGACGCUGACUCGGACUCGCCGUCCGAGGAAAGGGGUCGUUUGCUGAGCACCACCGAGUCCGGUCGGAAGAUCACCAUCACCCCGGCCAGCUCGUUGAAUCUGCACUGCAACGGGCUGAAAAAGGGCAUCCCCAGAAACGACAGCGCCGGCAGCAUCCACGAGAAAUCGCUCCGGCUACACCAGUACAAAUCGGGGGAGCAGGUCGGUCCCCUGGAGACCAGGCUCUACCGGGACAAUCCUCAAGGUGUGCUGAAGUUCAGCCGAGGAGUCGACUCGCACGGCGGACGACAGCAUCGUUGCUCCAGCGUGAGGUCCGUCAAGUCGAAUCCUACCAUGGACGAGCACGGGGACCACCAUCAGUAUCAUCCGCCGGCGGCCAGCUGGGCGUCCAUUCUGUUCGCCGACGGAAACGGGCAGGCCCACGUGCGGCCGUUUCCCGAUUCCAUGUCUAUACGUUCCCUAGCAUCGAUCGGCAUGGGCUCUUCCGACGGCCGGAAGCUCACGAUACGUAGAGUUCCCACUUCGCCGUCGGAGCUGCUUAACAUGGUACAUCCGCCGCCAAUUUUAGAUUGGAAAUAUGACAACUUUGCUGCAGGAAAUACGCCUUCUAAAUUUACCCUGAGAUCAUUCGAGGAUGACCUGUCCGUGUGUACCAGCCUCGACGACGCAGAUGCCGAGGACCCAGGGGACUACAGACAACCGAGGCGACCGCACUGGGCCAACAAAGUGCAAUUUGUCCUUGCUUGCAUCGGUUACUCUGUUGGCCUCGGUAAUGUUUGGAGGUUUCCUUAUCUAUGCUACAAAAGUGGUGGUGGUGUGUUCUUGAUACCUUACUUCCUAAUACUUAUAGUCUGUGGGGUACCAUUGUUGUACAUGGAACUUAGCAUCGGACAAUUCACUCGACGAGGACCGAUUGGUGCUCUCGGUCAAAUUUGUCCCUUAUUCAAAGGGGCUGGCUUGUCAUCGGUAGUAAUAUCAUUUUUAAUGUCGACAUACCAUAAUGUGAUAAUAGCCUACGCUAUAUACUAUUUCUUCGCGGCGUUCAGAGAAAAGCAACCGUGGUCCGACUGUGACAACUCAUGGAAUACCGUGGCUUGCUGGUUACCAACUUUCAGUGCCAUCGACAAUCGUACCCGACCAAACGCUUCCAGGACGCCUUCAGAAGAAUUUUUCGACAACAAAGUACUCCAGAUGAGUAAAGGAAUCGAAGACUCUGGAGCACUCAGAUGGGAGCUAGUUGCCUGUCUAAUUACUGCCUGGAUUCUGGUGUACUUCUCCGUUUGGAAAUCUAUAAAAUCGUCAGCACAAGUUAGAUACCUCACGGCUACACUACCGUUCGUUUUAAUCGUUGUCUUCCUUACGCGAUCCCUCACCCUCGAAGGUGCUGACAAGGGUCUACAAUUCUUCUUUCAUCCGCGAUGGGAGCUUCUCGGUGACGCAAAGGUGUGGAUCAACGCAGCUGCACAAAUCUUCAAUUCUGUCGGCAUAGCGUUUGGCUCGAUGAUAUGUUUCGCCAGUUACAACAAAUUUCACAACACCAUCUUGGUAGACAGUGUCGCGGUAUCGCUUAUAAACGCGUUUAGCAGCCUGCUCGUCGGAAUAUUUUCAUUCGCCACCAUUGGUAAUAUCGCCCUCGAACAAAACAUGUCCGUCGAAGCUGUUCUUACAGAUGGACCUGGCCUGGUAUUCGUCGUUUACCCGCAAGCGUUAGCCAAGAUGCCUGCGUCAAAACUGUGGGCCGUGUUAUUUUUCUUUAUGCUAGUCUGCCUUUCAUUGAAUAGUCAGUUUGCAAUAGUGGAGGUGGUCGUAACAUCAAUUCAAGAUGGCUUUCCGAAAUGGGUAAAGCGUCAUCUCGUGUGUCACGAAAUGUUAGUACUUCUAGUAUGUGUAAUAUCAUUUUUGUUCGGUUUGCCUAACAUUACUCAGGGCGGUAUUUAUUUCUUCCAAUUGAUAGACCACUAUGCGGCAUCGAUAUCGAUCAUGUUUCUAGCAUUCUUCGAAGUGAUCGCGAUAUCCUGGUUUUAUGGCGUCCGACGACUUUGCAACAAUGUGAAAGAAAUGACUGGACGACUGCCAUCUUCGUACUUCCGGUUCUGUUGGCUAAUCGCAGCGCCUCUCCUUAUUAAGGCUGUGUGGGUGUUCAGCUUAAUUGAUUAUGAGCCACCGACCUACCACAAUGGCGAAUACGAGUACCCACGGUGGGCAGAGGCGAUCGGCUGGGGAAUAGCUUCUCUUUCUCUCAUUUGCAUUCCCGCGUUUGCUAUUUACGAGUUCAUCAAAGCCAGCGGCAACACUUGCGCCGAGAAAUUGUGGAACUCGAUUAAGCCGCAUUUCGAGGCGUGCAAGAUCUGCGGUCAAGAGUACUGCACCGAGCCUAUGCAUAAUUUCGAGGAGGACAUGAUAAAAGAGCAGCAAGACCCGAACAGCCCGAUACAACUUACUACCAACAGCCUUCUACCGAAAUCGCCGUCAUGAUCGAACGAGGAAACCGGAUAAAAUCGAUACGUAACUUCGAGUACCUUCGUUUGCAACAUCGAACGAUCCCGAAAGGCGUAGUUAAUUAUUGAUCGAAAUGAAAGCCGAGACGUCUUCCUGCUUCGACGUUUAGAAGAAUGGGACACUUUUAGGAUUUGACUACGGGAAGAGAAGCAUCGAUCGGAGCUUGUCUAUAUUUUACGGAAAUUUUGAUUAACUAUUUAUCAAAGUUUUGUGAUUCUUGUAGAUAGAAAACUGAUACAUGGCGAGACCCGUGUAAGGUUUAUGCACAGCUUUUUACGAGAGAAUGAUUCCCUUCGUUGAGCGUAUUUUAAUUUUGAUCGGCAUGAACUUUUUUUGGAGAUUCCGAGCCGACCGUGAUCUGAUAAAGAUUAUAUCAAAAGUAAUCGAACUCAGCGGAAAUAUUUCAUUUGGAUAGGUGACUAUAGCCAUCUUUAGGAGGUUUCAAGAAGCAUCUAGCGGCAGACAAUUAUAGUCAGCUUUGAUAACGAAAGGAUUAUCCGUUUUUUUUAAGUGUCAUUAAGCUAAUCUGGAGGACAGUCGUCUCGCUUAAUUACGCUGACAUUAAAAAAUAAUUUUACUUAUCUUGGAACGAGAUUGCGGAUUUUGCGCAUUUGUGGCAAACGUGAAUGUACAAUAUCGUAAGAAAAAUUCGGAUAAAUUCAAGAAUGCUGUUACUUGAUUUUCAGCUUAUUAAAAUAAAUUCUGUAUCAUUUGUCAGAAUUGUUUUCAGUAUCUACUCUUAUGUAAUUACUCAAGAGGAAUCAUUAUCUUAAUCGUGACACAGUAAAUUAGCCCUAAAUGAAUUAUUUAAGUUUAUAAUAUUCCGUAAAUUAUUGCAAAAAUAGAACUAGCAACUUUUUAUAGCCUUUUAUUUAAUUGGUAAUAGCUGCAAAAUAAGAUACGGUUCGGAACGUUGUUGUUAGUUUAGUAAUCGGAAAACUGGUCUCGCAACGAUUUUAUUGACAGAGGCGAACAAUGCUACACGCGCAUAAUCUUUAUUCGAACGCAAAGACAAUCGACAUUCCGUUACUUCGUGAUUUGUGUACAGUGAUGCGCAGAUUUGUUCAGUUAAGAACAUCGUGAGGUCGAAUUUUGAGAAAUCAAUUUUCGAGGUCACUUAGAAUUGGACAUGAAAGAAGGAGAAUUGCGAGCUUACAAAUAAUUACGAGUUUUAAAUAAAAAAUGAAAAUAAUUUUGUCACUUUUCUCAAACUUCGUACAAUCAGACUUCCGUCAAUAAAUUCGAACAAAUAAAUCGCAUAGUUCAAUACUUUAUUCGAUCAUACAUCAACCUUCGAAUUAUCAUUAUUUUUAUUAUAAUAUGCAUAAUUAGUUAAGCAUAUUAUAGAAAAGCGAACUAUGUAUACAAGUCAUUUCGAAGAUUACCUCAUUCUUUUACCUAAAUUGUAACUACUACUUCGAACAAAAAAUAGAACAUAACUUUUCUGUAUUUUCGUUAUUACUCACAUCCAUUUAACAAAUAAAAAAGUACUGUUAUUCAAUUGUGAUCAUUGCAAAGGCGAUGCUAAAUUAUUUUCAGGCAGUGGAAUUAGUUAUAGAUGAUAGCUGACGUUUCAUUAUACGUGCGUCCGCACGUAAUUGUAUAAAGUUGUAACGCAUUAAUCAAACAGCAUAUAUGUUAUUGCUGUUGUUCAUAGACCUAAUUAGCAAACCUACCAUCGCGUCUAUAGUAUGUUGUACAUUAAUGUAUCGUAAUAUAUAUUAACACGUCGUAUUAAAUAACACGCCGGUUUAAAUGCACUGCGAUUAGUAAACCGAUGUACCAUACAUAGACGGCGUUAAGUAGAAAAACAAGUACAAAUGCUAUAACAUUUUCUCACACUUGUACAUUUUUAUGGAGUAAGUAGCAACGCUGAAGCGGCCGUAUCGGACGAGCUACAAAGGGUGGCUGCGUAAGCUAAUUAAGUGCAACGUGACCGAACACGUGGCGAAACAAACGCGUCGCUGAUACAGUAUUCAAUGCUGGAUGCGUUGUGUAUGAAACUUUGCGAAACGAAACGACAACGUACAAAGUCGAAUUGACGAUAAUAAAAGCGUAUUGAACAAAUUCAUAUGUAAUUAAUUCACGAAUGUAAUAAAUCAUUAUUACGAUUUCA
This is a messenger RNA of Megalopta genalis, 5196 nucleotides long. Lineage: Eukaryota; Metazoa; Arthropoda; Insecta; Hymenoptera; Halictidae. The record is from RefSeq and is a predicted model, not a curated record.